Molecule: messenger RNA, 1290 nt
Organism: Cicer arietinum (chickpea)
Lineage: Eukaryota; Viridiplantae; Streptophyta; Magnoliopsida; Fabales; Fabaceae
Source: RefSeq, a predicted model, not a curated record
GUGAUACGAGUAAGGUAAAACAUUAUGGAACCCCAAACGGAAACAAUAACACAUGAGCUAUAAAUACACCUUCCCUCCAAAUCUCCGGGUUACAUAAACAUUUGAAAACGAGAGACGAAUCACUAAUACUGCGAUUUUGAAGAUGGAAGAGUAUUUGCAGUACAUGAAGAUUCUACGCUCUCACAUGAACGAUGCCGAGGAUCAAGCCGCAAAGAUUUCUGCAGAAGAACAAAUGCAAUUGACGAUCAUUCGCACUUUGGAAAACGACAUCGAUUCAGCGAAAUCCGAAAUUGCUCUAGUAGUUGAAGAUACCGAUAAAAUGAAUAAGGCGAAAGUUGAGAUAUGCUCAAAGAUAUUGGAAAAACAGAAAAAGAUUGCCUCGUUGGAGUCUGAUACAUCCAGACUUACACAGACUAUGGAACUUAUUCAGCAAGAGAAAGUUGGAUUAUCUGCCAAACUAUUAGAGAAGAGAGCCUACUAUAUGAAGGUUGUAGAGGACAUGAGUGCCAAAUUCCAAAAGAAUCAGGAAUGGAUCAGAACUAAGAAGAUUAGCAGCGAAUUGGAGCAUGAGUUUGUCAAGGAUAAAGUUGAUGAGCAAAGAAGUGAAGCUGGAGGCAUGGCUAAACACUUUGCAGCGAGGGCUGGUGGUGAUGGUAACCGUGUCAUAGAUAAUCUGGGGAGUGAUGCAAGGAAGAACUUAAUCACUGACUUGGAUUCAGCUAAAGCAAAGCUUGAUGAGAUUCUUAUUCUGAAAUCCAAGACUCUUAUGGACAUCAACAAGAUUAAACUUGCUAUUGAGGAUGUCAAGGUCAAAGAAAAUGAGUUUAAGCCAGAGCUAAAAGCAGCUGAUAUAAGUGCUCUUGAAGAGGAAUAUAAUGCUCUUUUGUCAGACAAAGCUGGAGAAACUGAAUACUUGCAGUCUAUAGAGAAACAAGUAGAGAAACUCAAGGAAAUCUGUCAUGUGAUAAAAUGUGCUUGUGGUGAGGAAUACACAGUUGAAUUGACUACACAGUAGCAGUGUUUGAGAACAUGAAAACUACUGGAGGCUGUUAGUUCAGUUGUUCAUGCUGACCUUGAUUAAGAUAAUAUUGUAUGCCCGUUCAUAAUUGAUACAUUUUGUAAUGAAUGUAUGGAUCCUUGGAUUCUGAUUGUAUUUUCCAUUCAGUAACAGAUUUAAACUGAUUCCUAGGCCAAUAUACAGGGAUCCACGGCAAUUUUAUCAAAACAAAAGCUGUCCCUUACAAAAUAAAUGAAUGUUAUAUACAAACCAUGCCUUGGUUACCACUCCAA